UAAAGCUAUACCCAGACCUGAGGGAGAAUUGAGAAAACCAUAACAAUGACUCAUCACAAACAACUUUCAAAAUAGUGUUUGAGAGCAGAUCUAUAUUUUAUUUUUGCUACUUUAACACUCUUUUUUUUUUUUUUUUAAUUUCACUGUCAUAGACCUUUAGAUGUGCAUUUUCAGCUGGCCACUGCUCUCAAGGGAAACUGAGCCAGGAUGAGUUGAGCGCGGACUCACUGGUUCAUGCUGGGAUCUGCAAAGAGAGAGGAAGUGAAGAGGUGGAACAUCUGGACUUCAUUUGUGUGCUCCAGAGUGGGGAAAAGGUCCAGAAAUAGGCUUUCAAAGUAUUUUCCAUAUUAAUUGCCGUUUCUAUGGCUAUUUCGAUGCUGAGGCUCGCGACUCUUUAUGGGUAGGCCAUAUGACGUUUCCAUACACUUUGUCUCUCGCGUGUGGGUGUGCGUUUGUGUGUGUGUGUGUGAGAGAGAGAGAGUGAGUGUGUGACUGCGUAUUGUGUGCGCGCCGCCCUGACGCUGAACAGCCCCGUGGAGCUGUUGUUUCCCAGAGAGCAGAAGGACAAUCAGGCGGACUGUUGGAUUAGAGCGACAAAAGAGAAAGUGCGAUCUCUGUUUUUAGAAGAAAAAAAAAGUAUUUUCUGGUGUUUUUUUUUCUUUCUUUUAAAUCGCUCCUCCGUUCUUGGAGUCGUCGCGCUUUCGGGUGAUCUUUGUACGGUUUCCGCGGCGGCGCACAGACCGGCAGAAUGGAUUUACUACUGGCUAGACAAGACACUAGUCCUCCACCAAAGUUUUGAUUGUCAUCGUCGCCUCUCGACCCCGGAGCUGAGGGGAAGGCAGCUGAGCUUUGACGCGGCAUUUGUGGGGACUGGUGGCCACAUGUGAGGACAUUUGCUGACAAAUACUUUUCGGAGCGUCUUCUCGCUGCUCUCCACUAAAUCUCUCAUGGGGUGACCCACAUAGAACUCCUCAGAUGUGACUGUGGGACAGGCAGUCUCCCUCCCAUCCUGGGCCCUCUUCCUGUCCUUAAAGGCAACGAUUAUUUGCUUAGACACUCCAACUCCACUGUGUGAAUGAAUCUUUGCCGUAAAGCCGCUGUGCUCUGCCACCCUGUCACCAUGAAGAGCAAGUAUUCCCAGUACUACAAUAAGAGUCUGAUCCACUCCUAUUAUGCCUUUGCUAAGAACAUGAGCACUCAGGAGGUGGACAAACGUAUUGAGAAUAAAAAACAGCUCACCACCCUCAACAUUGUCAUCGUGGUCCUCUGCACCAUCAUCAUCCUGGAGAAUCUGCUGGUCCUAAUUGCUGUCUUUCGCAACAAGAAGUUCCACUCUGCGAUGUUUUUCUUCAUCGGCAACUUGGCAUUCUCUGACCUGCUGGCAGGCUCGGCCUACAUAGCCAACAUUUUUCUAUCAGGGUCAAGGACCUUUGAGCUGAUGCCUGUGCAGUGGUUCAUCCGGGAGGGUACAGCGUUUAUUGCUCUGGCAGCUUCAGUCUUCAGCUUGCUGGCGAUAGCUAUAGAACGCUAUAUUGCUAUCACCAAAGUCAAGGUGUAUGGCUCCACCAAAACAUGCCGGAUGUUUCUUUUGAUUGGAGCUUGUUGGGUCACCUCCAUCCUGCUCGGAGGACUUCCCAUUAUCGGCUGGAACUGCAUCAACAACCUCCCUGAAUGCUCAGCAGUUCUGCCACUCUACUCAAAGAAAUACAUCCUCUUUGUUGUCACCAUUUUCAGCCUCAUACUACUCUCUAUUGGCAUCCUCUAUGUGAAGAUCUAUUUGAUUGUACGCUCCAGCCACCAGGAAGCGACCAACUCGCCGGCCUAUGCCCUUUUGAAAACUGUGACUAUAGUGCUGGGUGUCUUCAUCAUGUGCUGGCUGCCCGCUUUUACCAUCCUCCUUCUAGAUUCAUCUUGCAGGAUACAAUUCUGCCCUAUCCUCUCCAAAGCAGACAUAUUUUUUGGCUUUGCCACUCUGAACUCAGCGCUUAACCCAGUGAUCUACACGCUGCGCAGCAAAGACAUGAGAAAAGAGUUUCUGCGUGUGUUGUGCUGCUGGGGGGUGCUGCAAAGUGGGCGGCCGUCUGACCGUUGUCUGGUCCCUCUAAAGAGCUCCAGCUCUCUGGAACACUGCACCAACAAACAUGAACACCAGACCACACCAAUCAUGCAAGAUUGUACCACAUGUGUCUGAUAUGUUGCACACACAUCACAGUGAUUGUCUGUGUGUGUGUGUGUGUGUGUGUGUGUGUGAGUGUGAGUGUGAGUGAGUGAGUGAGCGAAAGAAAGCAUGUGUGUAAAUCAGAUCAUGUAAAGAGGCUGUGAUAAGAUGGAAAGAAGAAACGAGCACACCCUGGACUGACAUGCCUGGCAAGACUGCGACACAGCUAUCUAUAAUGCAAACUUUUUUUUUAUUACAAUCAAAAUUGUGUGAAUUCACAAUCAGCAUUCAAUCGAUUCACCCAUGCAGCAAGGUGUAAAAACAUUUCAAGAUUGAACCAAUUGCGUAGGUGAGAACUUUGAGAAAUGUGAAAAGAGCUUUUUCGUGGGUACUCUAAAUAUUUAAUAUGGAGUUGCAAACAAUUUUCAUGUAUAUGCCUGUCAUCUUGUUUUUCUCAACAUGUAAACCCCUUUUAAAAACCAAAAAAAGAAACAUAACAUGCAUAAUAUCAUAGUUAUGGUGAGUUGUUUUGGGCCUUUAAAGAACUGCAUCAAUGCAAAGCUUGCAAUGCUGCACUUUGUAGAUUACUUCAGAGAUUGUUGUCCUUUGUGAGGUUUAUCUACAUUACUCUCCUUUACUGAUAUAUGUAUACAUUAGGCCUACAUAUUCAUCCACUCAUUCUUUACAGAGCUGGAGGCAGUGACUCCACAGACGCCAAAUUAUCACGAGUGCUCCCUUAACAAAACCAGGGCUAUAUAUUCCCUAUAUAACCUUGCUUAAACCAUUUGAUUAACUACAACAAACUUACAUAAUCUGCAUACAUUUAAUGCAUGAACUUCUAACUUAUUUGUAAGCGCUGAUGUGUAUAAUAUAUUCCAGCUCCAGCUUCCAUCACUAACACCCCUUCCCCCAUUUGUCCUCAUAAUCUGUCCCUCUUGCUUUUACUGUUGUCUUUUGUAUCUUAACAGUUUCCGUUGAGGAAGGCCUAAUCAGAAAGCACAUUUCCUGAAGUGAGUUGGCACUGAUGAAUCUUACUCAAUGACAGCUGUCUAGCAACUUUUACUAAUGGAACAGAGGUCUUGACAGUGUUGUAGCAACGUAGCAGCAAUGUGCGGUCUCUGUUUUUACCUUCCUCUUAGGGAAUUUGGCUGAAUGUAUGUAUGAAGUGUUUGGGGCAGGCGCUCCACUAUUGACAGUAUUAUUGAUCAUUUUGAAUUACCAAGUCAUUGACGAGCAGAGAGUGGGAUGAACAUUUCAGAUCACUCUCACUGUGAAGUCUUAAAUAGCACCAUGAACAAGAAUUUGUUGUGAACAUCCUGGUUUAAUUUGCUAGCCAUAUGCCUUGUGCAACUAAAGAUGUAAGCACGUCUCAUCUUUCCAAAGACCCCUCACCUCCCCUACAAAAUAGGAGAAGAUCCGGUUUCAAACGCACAGGGGGGAUCUGCCCUCCUGGGAGGUCAGCUUCAUCCUUAUUCUCUGACAUCCUACAACAUGCAACUUCCUUCAGCCAUAGGAAGUCCUGUUUUUCAUUGUCCGGUUCCUGUUGUUCAGGGUUAGACUAACCUUCUUCCUGUAGACACAUAUUUAAAACUCUUCUCUCCCUCCGUGUAUUUUAUAUUGACUUUUACAUUUAGACGGCCAAGUACAAAUGGUGAAAAGCACUUUGGCAGCUUCAGUGAUGUUUGCUUUACCCCAGGUUUUUUCAGAUGGAGAGGUGUUUUAAUCUGUCUACCUAACACUUCGUUGUGUUGCCUGACUGUAUGAUUUAAGAAAAAUGAUAAAUACAUGAAUACAUAUGUGUGUUUGUAAGUAUGUAUGUAUGUAUCUUUGUACAGUAUGUAUGAUUUGUGUUGUAUGAAAUGUCUCGUGUGCAAUAGCCUUGUGUGUCCAGUAGCACGCUGCCUGUGUUAAAUCGGUACAAUCUGAAACACUAAUGUAGGUACAUAAACUUUUUGUUAAUUGCAUUCCUUUUUUUAUAAAAUAAAUGAAAUACUGAAAGAA
This is a messenger RNA of Dicentrarchus labrax (European seabass), 4159 nucleotides long. RefSeq names its product sphingosine-1-phosphate receptor 2 (gene s1pr2). The transcript is spliced from 2 exons. Bases 1076 to 2191 code for a protein of 371 amino acids. The record is from RefSeq and is a predicted model, not a curated record. Gene Ontology annotation, cellular component: membrane. Lineage: Eukaryota; Metazoa; Chordata; Actinopteri; Moronidae. Gene Ontology annotation, molecular function: sphingosine-1-phosphate receptor activity. Gene Ontology annotation, biological process: sphingosine-1-phosphate receptor signaling pathway.